GCUAACAGCUCCGCCCGAUUGCUCCCGUCAACGCCUGCUGUGCGUUCCGGUUGUUGUAUGUUUUGUGUGUUGUGCAAAAAAGUGCUCUUAGCAAAACGUGUAAAAAACUGUUUAGAAAAGCGAUCAAUUCAAAACGAUGAAAUUGAUUGUUGCGUUUGCUAGCCUGCUGGCGGUAGCGCUUGGGGCGCCAGCAGCACAAUUUGGCUUCGGAUAUCCCGGCCUAGGAGGAGGGUACUACAACCGUUAUCCUCAUCGCGCUCCGCAUUAUCACAAUCCUCAUUAUCACGGUGGACAAUAUGGUGGUCCGGUAGGUGGUUACUACGGAGGUCCAGGAGGAUAUUACGGUGGCCCGGUUGGUGGACAUGGCGGUGGUGGACUCUCUGCAAGCCAGGCUAAUGCUCAGUCGGCAUCGUUUAACAUUGGACUUGGUGGCAUCUCGGGCUCGUUCAGCAACUCGAACGCUAACUCGUUCGGUCAGGGCGGUGGACUCGGUGGAUCUGGCUCGCAGGCUUCAGCACAGUCCGGAUCGUUCGGAGGUGGCCUCGGUGGGCUCAGUGGCUCGGCAUCGAGCGCUCAAGCGUCCUCUAACUCGUUCGGUGGAGGUGGCGGUGGAUUGUUCCCAUUCUUCUAAGAUCUAAGAUCUAAGACAAACUGCAGAUGCGCCUCGCUGGCAUCAGCUCGGCGAAUGACACAACCCCAUCCACCUUCUAUACAUCGUCAUCGGAUUCCGUUUUGUUACGCCCGUCCUAUUCACGUGUACCGUGUUGUAAGAUAUUGUAUUAUUAUUUAUGAAUAAAACAUUUGU
This is a messenger RNA of Anopheles nili, 805 nucleotides long. RefSeq lists its product as uncharacterized. The transcript has 3 exons. Bases 137 to 631 code for a protein of 164 amino acids. The record is from RefSeq and is a predicted model, not a curated record. NCBI's taxonomy places the organism in Eukaryota, Metazoa, Arthropoda, Insecta, Diptera, Culicidae.